AGCUAGCAGUUUCGGACUGAUUAGAUAUUGAGUAGUUUUUCCAGGCAAGUACGCAAACCAUGUACUCACGCGGCAAGGUGUAAUUCCAAGCAUGCCAAGCACCCAAGCUACCGCGCCGUAAACCUAUAUAUAUAACUAGGCCGCCCCGCCGAUCAACAUUCCUUCUCGCGUCUUCUCUCACAGGACAGCAAGUUUAGCUGUGGGAGCCUAAGAAGGACGGGAAAUCGAGGGAUCAAAGUCCACAAACGACUCCAUGGGAGCUGGGAUGAAGCAUGCGAGGGAGGAGGAGCCAACCGUGUCGCUAGCGCUGUCCCUCAGCACAGACUCGGCGUCUUCCGACUCGGGCGGCGGUGCGCUGGCCAAGCGCAGGAAGGGCGCCGUGGUGGCGACGUCGGGAGAGGGGGAGUUCGUGUGCAAGACAUGCGGCCGGGCCUUCGCAUCGUUCCACGCGCUGGGCGGGCACCGGACCAGCCAUCUCCGCGGCGGCCACGGGCUGGAGCUCGGCGUCGGCGUCGCCAGGGCAAUCAAGGAACGGAAGAAGCAGCGGCACGAAUGCCACAUCUGCGGGCUCGGGUUUGAGAUGGGCCAGGCGCUGGGGGGACACAUGAGGCGGCACCGCGAGGAGAUGGCACUUAGCGGCGCAAACGACCGGAGGGUUGCGGUGCUGCCGGAUCAGGAGGCGGGGCACCAGACCUCGGCCGCCGACGACCAGCCGCCGGUCUUGCUCGAGCUGUUUGUCUAGGCAGAGCUGGAAAGAAGGAAGAUACAUACGUUUUCUUUCCUUAUAUAAUGCGUGCGUGAAUAGACAUGUAAAUACGAGUCAAUUACACCGGUGGUGCUAGAACUUGUCGCAAACGGUUACUUUAGUGCUAAAACUUGCAGCAUACAUUAAAGUGGUGCAAAAACUUGGCUCGAACGUGC
Molecule: messenger RNA, 921 nt
Organism: Triticum urartu
Lineage: Eukaryota; Viridiplantae; Streptophyta; Magnoliopsida; Poales; Poaceae
Source: RefSeq, a predicted model, not a curated record